Molecule: messenger RNA, 764 nt
Organism: Raphanus sativus (radish)
Lineage: Eukaryota; Viridiplantae; Streptophyta; Magnoliopsida; Brassicales; Brassicaceae
Product: auxin-responsive protein SAUR15-like
Exons: 1
Coding region: 103-495 (130 amino acids)
Biological process (GO): response to auxin
Source: RefSeq, a predicted model, not a curated record
UUCUUCUAGUUUCUUCAUCUUCACAAUCUAACUCUUCUACAUAUAUCUUAAUUAAGAGCUUCCCGGUGGACAAAAUAUAUAUAUGUAAAAACAUAUAUAAAAAUGCUGGGAAAGAGAAUAGCUUCUUUCAAGAAUCUAGCCAAGAAAAUUAAGAGCAUUAACACGAGAGAAGGCGGCUCCGAGUCAACUCAGAGCAUGUCUCUUCUGAUUGGUGAGGCGGAGGACACGUCUCCGGCGGCAACAAAGACGCCUACGGGAAUGUUUGCGGUUUACGUAGGGGAAGAGCGCGUGAGGCGAGUGGUGCCGACGAGCUAUUUGAAGCAUCCUCUCUUCAGAAUGCUUCUCGACAAGUCACACGACGAGUUACACUGUCUCCAGCAGAAGGUUAUGUUGGUUGUCCCUUGUAGCCUUUCCGUCUUCCAAGAAGUCGUUAACGCCAUCGAGUCUUGUCAUGGCAACUUCGACUUCGGCGAUUUUGUGGAGGAGUUUCUUUGAUUUUAAUUAGUCAAAAGAACAUUUCCAAGACGUCGCUCAACGUUCUUGUCGAUCAUCAUUUUGUUUUCGUUUUGAUAAAAAAAAUAGAUUAUUGCUUAGGUCUUCUUAGGAAAAUAUAUAAUCGUUUGUAGGACUGAUUGUGGUGAAGUUUGUGUUACAUUAAUCCAUCACCCCUUUGCUGCGUGGUGUGGAAUUUUUCUUCUUCUUUUUUCUCAUGGAAAUAAUUGUAUUAAAAUAUCAAUACAUAAUUGGAUUAAUGUGUUUGGUUU